AUGCAGCCCUCCCGUCGCCCAGCAAUCCGGUCGCCCCACCGCCCGGCCCACCAGCUAUCCCAUGGACGGUCGCCCUCAGCAUCCUCCGUCUCCUCAACAUCCUCGUGCAUCACCGCUCGCGACACCACGGCAUUCAACACCACAACCACGACGUUAAACACUACCAUAGCAUCUGCAUCUGCAUCUGCAUCUACAUCUGCAUCUACAUCUACAUCUACAUCUACAUCCACAUCUACAUCCACAUCGACAUCGACAUCAACGCCCAUCCCCUCAAGCACAAUCAAGCUGCUCUCGCCCACGCCCACAACACCCACCCAGGCAGCUCCCAUGUCCGCCGGCGCACAAGGCUACUUCGAGCCCACGCUCACUCGCACGCAGUCCUCGCAGCCCUCACUCCCGGCUCCCUCUGCCUACGCGAUGCAGGCGGGCACGACUACCUCCGCCUCGCGAAAGCGCUCAGCAACCGCGCCGUCGCCCGCCUCCCCGCCCAUCACCAGCACCGUCGUCCUCGCGGCCACGCCCACACCAACCCCCAGCACCCCCUUCUCCACCUCCUCCCCGCCCACACCACACGCGAUCCCACACCCGCCGCAGCCACAGCCCACACCUCCAACCCCCGUAUACACGCUCACCACGCCUCUCUCCGCGGGAAAGGAGAAGAAGGAGUCCUCAAAGAAGAAGCUCUUCUCAAAGCCCGCGCGCAUCGGCACCCCAACAAUGGACAAGACCCACAGGCCCCCACCCUCGCCCAACAAGCUCGCCAGCAUCUCCUCGCCCAUGCCCUGGAUGACGCCCUCCGCCGCCGCCCUCGCCGCCGCCGUCUCCGGCGGCAGCGACCGCAAGACCUCCUUCUCGAGUAUGGCGGGUUCAACGCUCACGCUUGUGGCUGCGCCCGGCGAGUCGUCUCCCUUCCUCCACAACUCAUAUAGCUCCUCGCCGCCGCCAAAGGAUCACCACUCGCACAAACCACACUUCCUGCGCCCCCGCCGCGAUAAGGACCACCAUCAUCAUAACGGCAUAACCUUCUCCUCUAGCAGCUCAAACAGCAAAGCCAUCUCCGCCGACGGCGGCUCCCUCUACUCGUUUGGACCCUCGUCCCCUUCGGCCGCCGCCUUCAAGUCAGAGCUCAAACAGAGCAUAUCCGGCAUCGAUCUCACCAGCGCCAAGAAGAAGUCUGCCGCCGCUGCUGCGGCCGCUGCUGCCGCUGCCGCAACGUCAUGGGACGACUUUGACCCCACGCUCGUCAUCACCGCCGACACGGCCUGGCCAAUUCUCUGUUCCCGCGUCAUCCCACUGUUCAAGUCUGAGCCGCUCACAAACACAGUCGAGGACCUCAACAAGCUUGUGACACUUCACAUCCGGCGGUGCAUCGAGCGACGGCAGCCUCUGCAGAUCCUAGAAGACGUGCGCGACCUGCUUGACUCUGGCAUGCGGCUGCUGGAUCCAGGCCUGCUGGACCCCGGACUCAGCGACGAGCGCAGCAUACCGAGACUGGUUGAGGUGUGGAGCGCGCUGUUUGGGAACGUGUUGCCGUAUUUUGAGGCGGUUUUUUUGCCGCUGCAGAGGGAGCUAAGAGAGGAGGGUGAGCUGGUGGAGAUUGUGGGGAGGGGCUGGGACGUGAGGAGGUUGGUGCUGAUGGGUUUUCGAGAUUUUGUGGUCCUACCUUUGUUUUCGCGGUUGCGAGUGUUAUUCAGCACUCUAACGCUCGACCUAUCGAUGGCGCAGAGCGAUGUAACACAUAAUGCCGGCAGAAUGCUGCAGUGUAUAUCGGUGCUCUCGGGUGUGCUGACGGGCGAUGAGGCGCAGGACAGGAUCGAUGAGCUAGCCAAGACCCUGAAGCAUAAUUGGCUCAGUCGAGGGCGCACGGGGAGGAACAGAAGGGGGUUUGUGGGGACGAGGAGCGUUAGGGCUGUGGUGGGGUGA
Morchella sextelata is the source of this 1923-nucleotide messenger RNA. RefSeq lists its product as uncharacterized. Gene Ontology annotation, biological process: TORC2 signaling. Gene Ontology annotation, cellular component: TORC2 complex. The record is from RefSeq and is a predicted model, not a curated record. Lineage: Eukaryota; Fungi; Ascomycota; Pezizomycetes; Pezizales; Morchellaceae. Bases 1 to 1923 code for a protein of 640 amino acids. The transcript is spliced from 2 exons.